AUGUCUUGCUGGCAAUUCCUGUGCGUAGCGCUGCUUGCGUUUCUGGGCGCGUUGCAGCUGGCAGCCGCCGAUGACGCCGCUUCCAACGUGAUCGUGCUCAGUAACGACGACUUUGAGCACAAGACGCAAGCAGGUUCGGGCGCCACGACUGGCGACUGGCUCGUCGAGUUCUACGCGCCAUGGUGCGGCCAUUGUAAGAAGCUGGUGCCCAUCUACGAAAAGGUGGCGAGUGAACUCAAGGGCCAGGUGAAUGUGGCAAAAGUUGAUGUGACGGCCAACGCUGAGCUGGGCAAGCGCUUCGGCAUCCGCGGCUUCCCCACGCUGCUGCACUUCAGCCACGGCAAGUCGUACAAGUACUCGGGCAAGCGCACGCUUGAGGAUCUUGCAGAAUUUGCCCGCGGUGGCUUUAAGAAGGUGGAGGGCGAAGUGGUGAACGCCGCCCCAAGCCUCUUGGACUUCGCCGUGCAGCAGGCGGAGGACGUCAAGAGGGACUUCAUCACGCUGCUGGCCACCAAGAAGAACGUGCUGCUCGUGACCUUCUCCGGAGGGCUUCUUCUCGGUCUGCUGCUCGGCUGCAUGUGCGGCUGUUGCACGAGCCGCGGCAACAAGGCACCCAAGACGAAGAAGGAGUGA
Phytophthora infestans T30-4 is the source of this 633-nucleotide messenger RNA. Its product is annotated as protein disulfide-isomerase, putative. Lineage: Eukaryota; Oomycota; Peronosporomycetes; Peronosporales; Peronosporaceae. The record is from RefSeq and is a predicted model, not a curated record. Gene Ontology annotation, cellular component: endoplasmic reticulum lumen. The transcript has a single exon. Gene Ontology annotation, molecular function: protein-disulfide reductase activity; protein disulfide isomerase activity. Gene Ontology annotation, biological process: response to endoplasmic reticulum stress. The coding region runs from base 1 to 633 and encodes 210 amino acids.